This is a messenger RNA of Phalacrocorax carbo (great cormorant), 2625 nucleotides long. Lineage: Eukaryota; Metazoa; Chordata; Aves; Suliformes; Phalacrocoracidae. The record is from RefSeq and is a predicted model, not a curated record.
GGCGGCGGCCGCCUCCUUCCUGCUGCCGGCGCGGGGGCGGAGGCGCUGGCGCGGCGGGGCCGGGGCAUCGCGGGCCCGGGCGCCUCCCCUCCCUCCCCUCCUCCUCUCCUCUCCUCCCCAUGGCCGGGAACUUCUGGCAGAGCUCGCACUAUUUACAAUGGAUUUUGGAUAAACAAGAUCUGUUGAAGGAACGCCAGAAAGACUUGAAAUUUCUGACUGAAGAAGAAUAUUGGAAACUACAGAUAUUUUUUACUAAUGUUAUCCAGGCUUUAGGUGAACAUCUUAAAUUAAGACAACAAGUUAUUGCCACUGCUACAGUCUACUUCAAGAGAUUCUAUGCCAGAUAUUCCCUAAAAAGUAUAGAUCCAGUAUUAAUGGCUCCUACGUGUGUGUUUUUGGCAUCCAAAGUAGAGGAAUUUGGUGUUGUUUCAAAUACAAGGUUGAUUUCUGCUGCUACUUCUGUAUUGAAAACUAGGUUUUCGUACGCCUUUCCAAAGGAGUUUCCUUAUAGGAUGAACCAUAUACUAGAAUGUGAAUUCUAUCUCUUAGAAUUAAUGGACUGCUGUUUGAUAGUAUAUCAUCCUUAUAGACCUUUGCUCCAAUAUGUGCAAGAUAUGGGCCAAGAAGACAUGCUGCUACCUCUCGCAUGGAGGAUAGUGAAUGACACAUAUAGAACUGAUCUUUGUCUGCUGUACCCUCCUUUCAUGAUAGCUCUAGCUUGCCUACACGUGGCCUGUGUUGUCCAGCAGAAGGAUGCAAGGCAAUGGUUUGCUGAGCUAUCUGUUGACAUGGAAAAGAUUUUAGAAAUAAUCAGGGUUAUUCUGAAGCUGUACGAGCAGUGGAAGAACUUUGAUGAGAGGAAAGAGAUGGCUACUAUUCUUAGUAAAAUGCCUAAACCAAAACCGCCUCCAAACAGCAGUGAAGGAGAACAGGGUCCAAAUGGUAGCCAGAACUCUAGUUAUAGCCAAUCUUAAGACAUUCCAAAGAAUUUCUUUAUGGACCACUUUGACUCAAGACAUCCUCGGAUCUUUCCUGUGUUCAUGAAGUGGACAGAAGGUUUUAGUAACAUCUUUGACAAAGAACUCUAAGAAUAAAUAGCUUGUUUGUGUCAAGCAUUUUGAAAGCUUUUUCUCUAAAACUGCAUCAUUUUCUCUGACGCUGGAGCAAAUGUACUAAGAUUUUUCACUGUAAGGAAUCAAAGGUUAAACCAAGCCUCAAAAGAUUAACACUAUCCACUUGAAACAAAUUGUUGUUGGUUUUGUUUGCUUUGAGAAAAUUGUAACUUGCCAUUGAAGUGAACUAUUUUUAAAGCGACGGUAACCUGAAGCCUAAGCGUAACUAUUAAUGGCUUGUGUUGUCUUCAUUUUGUGACUGAAGGAAGAUAGUGCUCUGUAUGUUAAAUCUGUUCAUUACCUUGAGUUUUGUUCAUUUUUAAAAAAAUAAAUACAGAUUUUGUAACAAGUAACAUGGCAGUCCUUCAGAAACAAAGCCUAGAAGAGCCUGCAAAGAAUAUUGUUACAGUUUUUAAUGAAAGCUGCAGGAAAGAAAUUAGUUCCUUUAUUGGAUUAGAAAAAAGCAGUUUUACUCAGUAGAUGUACUUGGAUGUUUUUGCCAUGAAGCGUAGUAGCCCAGCUUACCAGAGGAGUGCAAUAUGUAUAGUGAUUCUGCAGUUUUCUUAAACAUUUCAAGUGUUAGGAAGUCAAAAAGCGCAACUUUUUUCAAGUAAACUUACUGUUUAGUACAAUCGGAGUAUUUCACAAUCAAGUAAAAAUUGGAUAUGAUCACUAUUUUUAUGGUGGUUUUUUUUUUGUACAAAAGAUACACUGUUAUUCUGCCUUCACUGUUGGUGUGAAUUUGUGUGGUUCAUUAAGGAGUUUAUUUAAGAGGAUCAAGCUUUCAGUGACCUUCAUACUGGCUAAUUUUAAUUGUGAUGUUAGGAGCAACUCUUUAGAAUAACUGAAAAGGGAUUCCUUGGUUAACUAUGUGCUGGAGAAAAUGAGAUUCCUUCAAACAGAAGGCCAUAUCCUGUGUUCCUUACUCAGGCAGAUAUCCCACUGAAGUCAGGAAUUGGCCUAAAUCAAAUUUCUUGAUUUUUAGAUAACUCUGUACAGCUUCAUUUUGAAAGAUAAUGCUGACUUGCCCAAGCAUAAAAAUGGAAUGAUAAAAUAAAGUGCUUUUUUUCUUUCUGAAGCAACACAUUACACUGGUCAGAAAUAUUGGAGAGAAAUUCUUGGAAACCCUUGCGCUGUGAUGCGUCUUGGUUCAAAAAAAAAAACAGCCCAUGAAAACAUCCCCCAUUUUUACAAGUGCCCAUCUUUGUCAUCGGCUGGUCAUUCAGUGAAAUAUAAUUGAAGUGUGUUUGUAUGUAGCCUAUUAGGCUACUAGCAUUUAUUUCUGUUCACAUUAUUUUUGGAAAACAUUAGGUAAACAAGACCAAACCACUUUGGCAAGAUAGAAAAUAUAUACAUUUUGGUCUAUGCUACUUUUGUUGUCAUUUGAUCCAUACCUUUUAUAGGCACUUGAUUGAUGAAGUGGGAUUUGGCUAUUUGCCUUUGUUUCCUGAAGUCUAAAAUGUGCUAUUUGUAACGUGGACUUGGGGAGUAGAAAUAAAUCAAUGCAACUUGA